UGGAGAACUAUGACGAACAGACACGAUAAUAUCAAAUAUAUGAUGCAGUUACCUGGCCAUACUAGAUGUUUGAUUGACGCCGGUUUUGGCAGAAUUAAACAGAGGUAUCGUAGGGAGGAUGUUGAUACGCUUCAACACGUAGCGGAUGUUGUUGAUCUGUCAUCCUGUAGCAACGUCUCAGUUGUGUAUGGCAGGGAUACAUGGAAAUGGAGGCAGUGGAAGGCUUUCUUCGGCGAUAGAUAUAAAAAAGUUCCGAAUAUAUCCAAGUACCACUACUUCCGGUUCACUUCAACAGACCCCGGAGCCGUAUUUAUGAAAAUGUCUGCGGUUGACACAGAGGAGACAAGGUUUGUCGUCUGUAAAACAAACCUUCUUGCCAUGUAUUCAUACGACAUUCCCCAAGAAAUAAUGCCAGCUGGACUUAGCCGAGAGCGACAGCGCUACCUUUACAGCCAGGUUCGCCCGCUUGUGAGACUUCAGUUUCAGGAAGAAUUCUGUGCAGUACCAGCCCAAGAAUAGUGGACAUGUGAAAAGCAAUGUCUUUAAAUGGGAGCUUUUUAACGCUAGACGUUUGUCGUCUCGUGAACAAAGUGUUUACAAAUGUGUAAAAAUGA
This is a messenger RNA of Mercenaria mercenaria, 614 nucleotides long. RefSeq lists its product as uncharacterized. The transcript has 2 exons. Lineage: Eukaryota; Metazoa; Mollusca; Bivalvia; Venerida; Veneridae. The coding region runs from base 10 to 519 and encodes 169 amino acids. The record is from RefSeq and is a predicted model, not a curated record.